Molecule: messenger RNA, 1986 nt
Organism: Dovyalis caffra
Lineage: Eukaryota; Viridiplantae; Streptophyta; Magnoliopsida; Malpighiales; Salicaceae
Source: the annotation of a GenBank genome assembly
AUGGAGAAAACCCAUGAUGAGGGAGAGAGAAACGGUGAAUUUGAAGAAUGUAAUACUAAAGUAGGUUCUGAUGAUAUUGUUGAUAGUUUGCCUGCCGACCCUUUUGGCAUGGAUAUCAAGUUUUCUAGACUUACUGCUUCAUUUGAAGAUUUUGAUGGGGAUUUAGGGUAUCCUCCUGCUGAACUUGGGACUAAUGGGGAUGACAAAAGUGUGGUUGAUGAUGGCGUUUUUGUGGGUUUGGAUUUGUUUUUUAAUAGUGCUUGGGGGUUGCAGCCACAAAAGGGUAACUUGAAUAUCAGUGCGGUAUCGACUCAAGAUCAUAGUUUUAGUGGAUCUGGGGUUGAUUGUGGGGUGAAUGCUGGUGGUUUUGAAGAUUUUGAUGGGGAUUUAGGGUCUCCUCCUGCUGAACUUGGGACUAAUGGGGAUGACAAAAGUGUGGUUGAUGAUGACGUUGUUGUGGGUUUGGAUUUGUUUUUUAAUGAUGCUUGGGGGUUGCAGCCACAAAAGGGUAACUUGAAUAUCAGUGCGGUGUCGACUCAAGAUCAUAGUUUUAGUGGAUCUGGGGUUGAUUGUGGGGUGAAUGCUGGUGGUUUUGAAGAUUUUGAUGGGGAUUUAGGGUCACCUCCUGCUGAACUUGGGACUAAUGGGGAUGACAAAAGUGUGGUUGAUGAUGGCGUUUUUGUGGGUUUGGAUUUGUUUUUUAAUGGUGCUUGGGGAUUGCAGCCACAGAAGGGUAAUUUGAAUAUCAGUGCGGUGUCGACUCAAGAUCAUAGUUUUAGUGGAUCUGGGGUUGAUUGUGGGGUGAAUGCUGGUGGUUUUGAAGAUUUUGAUGGGGAUUUAGGGUCACCUCCUGCUGAACUUGGGACUAAUGGGGAUGACAAAAGUGUGGUUGAUGAUGGCGUUUUUGUGGGUUUGGAUUUGUUUUUUAAUGGUGCUUGGGGGUUGCAGCCACAGAAGGGUAAUUUGAAUAUCAGUGCGGUGUCGACUCAAGAUCAUAGUUUUAGUGGAUCUGGGGUUGAUUGUGGGGUGAAUGCUGGUGGUUUUGAUUCGGAAACCAAUAUUAGCAAUUGGGAUGAUUGUGAGGAAGGGACAGAAUUGGGAGGUGAACCACACGAUGCUUUGUUUUUUGCUCUUGGUUAUUUAAGAGUGAAGGACCUCCUUAUGGUUGAAAAGGUUUGCAGAUCUUUGUGUGCUGCUGUUAGAGGCGAUACUCUGCUGUGGAGGAGUAUUCAUAUAGAUCAGCCUUUAAGCGAUAAAAUCACCAAUGAAGCUCUUUUCAAGUUAACUAAUAGGGCUCAAGGUACUCUGCAAUCAUUGAGUCUAGGAGAGUGCAUAAGAAUCACCGAUUCUGGGUUGAUGCAGGUGCUUGAAAGCAAUCCGAGGUUGACAAAGUUGUGUGUGCCAGGAUGUGUGAACCUCACUAUUGACGGCAUCUUGUUUAAUUUAAGGGCUCUCAAGUCAUCAGGCACACUAAUAAUUAAGCGCAUAAGAAUUGGUGGGCUCUUUGGUGUAACAGAGAAGCAGUUUGAAGAAUUGGAAUCCUUGCUUGGCGUUGGCCAUAUGCAUCCAAGAGCCAAAAAUCUACAAUUUCAUCGUGUUGGCCAGUUAUAUCCUUGUUGUGAUGAUGAUGAUCGUGCAAUUGAUGUCGAGAGGUGUCCUAAAUGUCAGAAAGUGAAACUAGUUUAUGAUUGCCCAGCAGAGAGUUGCCAAGGGAAAGAUCAAGCUAAUCAGUUAUGUAGGGCUUGCACUCUAUGUAUACCUCGGUGCUCAUGCUGUGGAUGUUGCAUUAAGGAUUGUGAAUAUGUGGAGACAUUUUGUCUAGACUUUCUUUGUUUCGGUUGUUUGAAGCAGCUGUUCAAUUGCCAAGAGAAGCCAGAAGUAAAUGGUGCUCCCUCUUCUGGGCACACAAUUUUUCAGUAUGAGACGAGGUUGAAUUUGGCUGAUUUUAGCUUGGAUUCAGCUGUAGCUGUAGUUCAGCUGUUUUAG